AUGGGUCAAUUGAUGAAAUUGGGUAGCCUCAGAGACAGUGUGGCACUGAAACUGAUUGGCCUGUCAGCGAACUUCGUGAUAGGCAGCACCUCACAUGGGGCACCAAUCUGUCGGAUCGCUCUCCGACAGUUAUACAUUCACGUUAUAUUAGUCCUUUUACAUCACUCGGUGGUCGUCGCCUGGCCCUGCACCCGGGCCACCGAGGCCUGCUUGCGGGCCUGCCCUGCCGCCUGCACCUGCAGUAGCGUGGAGCAAGGCUGCUCCGUGCGCUGUGAUCGAGCGGGCCUCCUGCGGAUACCCGCCGAGUUUCCGUGCGAGGCGGCCUCCAUCGACCUGGACCGAAACGGCCUGCGCAUCCUGGGCGAGCGGGCCUUCGGCACGCUGCCGUCGCUGCGCCACCUGUCCCUGCGCCACAACAAUCUGUCCUUCAUCACGCCCGGCGCCUUCAAGGGCCUGCCGCUGCUGGCGGAGCUGCGCUUGGCGCACAACAGCGAGCUGCGCUACCUGCACGCGCGCACCUUCGCGGCCCUCGGCCGCCUGCGCCUACUGGACCUGACAGCCUGCAGCCUGUUCAGCGUGCCCGAGCGCCUCCUGGCCGAACUGCCCGCCCUGCGGGAGCUCGCCGCCUUCGACAACCUGUUCCGCCGCGUGCCCGACGCGCUGCGCGGCCUGGCCAACCUGACGCACGCGCACCUGGAGCGAGGCCGAAUCGAGGCCGUGGCCUCCAGCUCGCUGCUUGGCCUGCGAUGCCUGCGCUCGCUCAGCCUGCAGGCCAACCGCGUCCGUGCCGUGCACGCCGGGGCCUUCGGCGACUGCGGCGCCCUCGAGCACCUGCUGCUCAACGACAAUCUGCUGGCCGAGCUGCCCGCCGCCGCCUUCUGCGGCCUGCGCCACCUACGCACGCUCAACCUGGGAGGCAACGCGCUGGGCCGAGUGGCACGCACCUGGUUCUCCGACCUGUCCGAACUCGAGCUGCUCUACCUGGACCGCAACAGCAUCACCUUCGUGGAGGAGGGCGCCUUCCAGAACCUCUCGGGCCUCUUGGCCCUGCACCUCAACGGUAACCAACUCAUGGUGCUCUCCUGGGCCGCCUUCCAGCCGGGCUUCUUCCUGGGCCGCCUCUUCCUCUUCCGAAAUCCCUGGCGCUGUGACUGUCACCUAGAGUGGCUGCGUGACUGGAUGGAGGGCUCCGGGCGUGUGGCCCAUGUGCCCUGUGCCUCCCCAGCCUCCGUGGCAGGCCUGGACCUCAGCCACGUGGUCUUUGAGCGCUCCUUGGAUGGCCUGUGUGUGGAUCCCGAGGAACUGCACUUCACCACAUACAGUCCACUCCCGAGCCCAGAACCAGUGGCCACCACCGUGAGCCGUUUUAGCAGCCUGCUCUCCAAGCUGCUGGCCCCAAGGGCCCCCGUGGAGGAGGUGGCCAACACCACUUGGGGGCUGGCCAACACUAAGCUGUCUGACAGCCUUCCCUCCUGUGGAGUGGGGGUCUUAGGCUGCAAAGUCACAUUUGUCUCUUGUCUCCUGCUCAAUGCGGCCCAGUAUGUGGUAUUAGGCCUGUAA
This is a messenger RNA of Nannospalax galili (Upper Galilee mountains blind mole rat), 1560 nucleotides long. RefSeq names its product nyctalopin (gene Nyx). Gene Ontology annotation, cellular component: extracellular matrix. The record is from RefSeq and is a predicted model, not a curated record. Lineage: Eukaryota; Metazoa; Chordata; Mammalia; Rodentia; Spalacidae. Gene Ontology annotation, molecular function: protein binding.